AAUAUCCCCAGUUUUGUGUAAGUUUUUUAGGCUUUUUUCACUAUUUUUGCUUUCUUUUCGUGGGAAUAUUUAUGGGGACAAUAUCCCCCAUAAUGUUAUUAUGUAAAAGUUGCCACUUUCACUAUUUUUGCUUUCUUUUCAUGGGGAUAUUUUGUCCGGAGAUAUUUUGUCGGGGAUAUUUUGUCAGGUGCUCAAAACGCCUGAUACCCUGCAGUAGUUCUGCUCUUUGAAAAAAUUUUCAUCACGAAUUUUAUUGAACUCUCCAUUAAUUUUUCAAAUUUCAGAACUCAAACUUGUAAUUAAUAAAAAUAAAAAAUUAAUUUCGUCUUCUGAGAAAUUUUUUUGGAACCGAUUUACAGCAGACUAAUAAUUCAGGAAAUUUUUCAAAAAAUUCCCUGAAAAAUUUAGUCGGUCUUUGGACAAUUUAAUGAAGAAAUCCUCGAAGUGGAAAUUCCAGCUGCUCAAUUUGAAUUUUCCCGCCACUAUACUGCGCACUGUUCUCCGCGCGCUCUAUUCUCAAAUUUUUGAACUUUUUCAACACAUCGAGUUUUAUUUGCCGGUUUAAAAACUUCCGUUGCACUCCAAGUGUCAACGAUAAACAAAGAAAUUGUUUUUUAUCAACAAAAAAACUAACGGCCCAGGAUUAUUGAUAAUUUGUCAGGUUAUUCAGUAAUUUUUGUGGGCCCACUGACGUUAAUUUAAAAACCAUAACAAUAUUUAUAAAAAAUAUGUAAAAAUGGACAAUUAUCAAAACAUAAAAGCUUUUAACGCAGCUGCGCAGAAUUAUUUGAAACGUCCAAAUCAAACGACAGCUUCAGUGCUCCAGCAAUGUCUCGAUACGAUAAUAAAAACAACAGACCUAAAAAUAUUCGAUACUAUCAGUCCGGUAACUAAAGAAUUUUACCUGCACCUCCACAACUUGGUAAUUUCAUCAGAUUCAUCAUCGCCGCCGAUCUGGAGCGUGAUAGAAGUGCUGCAGCACUUGUGCAAAAGCCCCCAAGCAAGCCAGCAGUUGAUCCACACUUACAAGUUCGCCUCCAUCGUGUCGAAACUCCUGGUACCGGACCUGGUGUCUCUCAAGCGAGUGAAAGUCCUGAAGGUCCUCCAGGAACUGACUUACGGAAUCAGAAUCCCAUACCAGGAACGCUACUUGUUCAGCUUGAUAUUGACGUUGACGCAAUGGAUAAUCGAAUCCAAUGAGGAAGAGAUCGUGAACCUGUCAGUGGGGGUCUUGAUAAAUGUCUGCUACAAGAACUUGCCUUCAAUCUACACGCUGCUGAAGAAAACUGACAUCAAGGCGCUGCACCGUAAGCUCCUGGUCCUGCAGAAUGGGAGCAUUGGCAUCAGAGUCCAGUGCUGCAAGCUCCUGAUCAUGAUGGAGCAGGUGACGAAGACUAUUCCGGACCAACUGAUCUUCGAGUUCGUUGUCGUGACCAUGCAGAACCUUCUGACUGUGCUCCAGAACCAGGACACGUCAGUCCUGCGUCACUUGGUCGAAUUCUUUGAAGAUGUUCGUCUAGAUGAGAGCUCGCGAACCGCCUUGGCCUCUUACGCUGACUACGCACGGGAUGUUAAGACAAUUAUCAAGCAUUUGAAGACCUCGGCGCCCGAAUCAGUCGCUUUAGUGAUUGAAUUCUUCCAGUCGUUGGUUAAACUGAAGCAUUCGACGCUGAUCCCUCUGUAUCCUGAGCUGAUAAAAAUAGCCAUGAACUGGAUAGCUGAUGAUCUGGUGGCUGUCAAAGCCAUGGGGCUGCUACGAGUCAUUAUUUCAAACUGUCGGCUAAAUAAAAAUAUUUCUGAGCUUACUGCCAGUAUAAAACUUGACACUUUGAUGCUUGUCCUAGGCCCCGAUGAUGACUCUGACCCCAAAUUUCAGGAUGUUGAAAAACGACUAACAGAAUUUGUAAAACUGAUGCUGGAAAUCAAUAAAGUCAAGUCAUUCCGCGGACAAGUCAGCUCCGACUUCAGUGUCCAGCGGAUGAAGAAGCUUUUGCUGCCGGUACUAGCCACCAAUGAUGGACCUAGAAACCUUAGGUGCGAACCUACGCAAGCUUUCUAUGUCCACGCACUGGCUCUGACUGCCGAGUUGGCGAUCCAGGACUCAAACUGGCUCGCUCUCUACACCGCUUUGAUGGAAGAACGUUCAGUCCAGAUGACUAUCGCCGUAGCGGUCUUUACUGGAGAUGCCGAAGUGAAGCAGACAGCUCUCCAAUUGAUAUCCUCAGCCAACUGUCCCCAGGAAUGUGUCUCAGCAGUUGCCAAGUGCAUGUGCGAGUUGGUUCCCCUCGCGCUAAUUGAGUCCCAGUCAACUUACGCGAAUUUACAUGCCUGUGAUAGUCAAUUGACCAGUGCAAUAAAUGCCAGUGCUGAUGCUUCCUUCUCUUUGGCACAAGAAAACGAACUGGACACUUUGCUGGGGAGUAUAAAUGAUCUGGUAAAGGAAAAUAAAAUAAACGAAAUCACCACGUCCAAUGUAAUCGAAUUAUAUCAGUACAAGUUGCUGAUAAUGAGUCAAAACGAGAGAGUUAAUCAGGCGAGUCUUGAGGCCUGUAAUAAUCACGCGACGCGUCUGCAGCAACUGCUGGCCCAGACUACGGCUGAGUCGAAGGAACUGUACCAGUUGCUGUACUACUCCCAGCUGAAUGUCGACUUGAUAAAAGACGACAAAGUCAGGAUGAGCAAGAAGCUACAGGAGACUGAGGAGCAAAGCAAGAAGCUGCUGAGCACCCAGAAGCUGGAGAUUGCGAGUCUAAAGAAAAUUCUCGACGAAAAGUCAAAGUCCAAUGAACAACAGGCUAAAGUUUUAGCUGAGCUGAAGAAGGAGAAAGAAGAGUGGCUGAAGGAGAGACAGGAGCGGGACAACAAAGAGACGAAACGCGAGGCCAAGCUUCUGGAGCAGGCCAACAAAAUCGCGGAGAUCAAUAAGAUCAAUUCGAAGUUAGAAGACAGUCUGGGGAAGAAGAACCAGGCCAUCGAGAAGGUCAACAAGGAACUGGAGACUGCUCAGGAGACGAUCGCGGUCCUGCAGCGAGAGCUGAGACAGUCCAAUGAGCAGAGCAAGGGGUACAUUCAGACGAUUGCGGAGAAGGAAGAAGAAAUAGGAAAACUACACGGGGAAGUUAAGGAUCUCAGUCAGAUGCGCGACAUGAUAAUAAAUUUAGCAGCUUCCAAGAAAAAUAAUACCACCACGUAAUGCUAAUUAAUCUGUAGGUUUAUUGAUAAUCAUGUGGUCAUUUAUUUUUAUAUCCAAGACUCGAUAUUUUUUAACCAAAUUCAAAAUUCAGUUGAUAUAUUUUUUUUUUAUGUCGGCAUGUUUAUACUUUUGUAUGAAAUAAAAUAAUUAUGUAUGAUAAUUUUUAAGAUAGAUUAAUAAAUUAAUUAUUUCUAGGAAUGAAUUUAAAUUUAAGU
Messenger RNA from Microplitis mediator, 3408 nucleotides. RefSeq lists its product as uncharacterized. The transcript is spliced from 3 exons. Bases 737 to 3193 code for a protein of 818 amino acids. NCBI's taxonomy places the organism in Eukaryota, Metazoa, Arthropoda, Insecta, Hymenoptera, Braconidae. The record is from RefSeq and is a predicted model, not a curated record.